Messenger RNA from Cutaneotrichosporon cavernicola, 894 nucleotides. RefSeq lists its product as uncharacterized. Lineage: Eukaryota; Fungi; Basidiomycota; Tremellomycetes; Trichosporonales; Trichosporonaceae. The transcript has 5 exons. Gene Ontology annotation, molecular function: protein binding. Gene Ontology annotation, biological process: intracellular protein transport. The coding region runs from base 1 to 894 and encodes 297 amino acids. Gene Ontology annotation, cellular component: cytoplasm; nucleus; vesicle membrane. The record is from RefSeq and is a predicted model, not a curated record.
AUGAGCACACCACCACCACCACCACCAGACAGCGCGCCGUCUGGCGCCGCACCAAUCCCCGCCUCCCCACCUACCCCUCAAGUCACCUCCCAAGCCUCGGCCACGCCACCCGACGCGCCCGCGUCGGUCCCAACUGCUUCUUCCUCCAAUGUACAAGUCUUCCGCCCAGCCGACGCGUCCUCGAAGCCCGAGGAGCCCGACGCGUCGUUCUACGAACCGACCAUAUCGGACGUGCAGGAUUACCAUUCGAUGAUCCUCGGGCGGUCGAAGCAGUUGAACGAGGCGCCGCUGCUUACCGCCAAGCACCGGGAUGCGGAGCGCGCAGCGGCUGAGAAGCGUAAGGCUGAGAAGUGGCCUAACGCAACGAUCCGUGUCAAGUUCUCGGACGGCACGCAGAUCCAGAGUGUCUUCCCCUCGUCUUCCGCUAUCCAGCCUGUGUAUGCCUUCGUGCGCGAGUCGCUCUCGCCCGACGCCGCGACCAAGCCAUUCACCUUCUACCAGCCUCCACGCACGACCUUCCCCGAGCGGCCCGUCCCUCAGCCCCCAGUCCCCAAGCACAUCAAUCCCGCCAUGCGCUCGCGCGUCGUCCAGUCCCACAAUGGGCCGCAGCGUGGACCUAAUGCCGCGGGCAUCCAGGGUGGGAGUGGCGGGAAGGAGAGCCUGAGCGAGCUCGAACUGGUGCCGCAGAGCGUACUGCUUGUGCGGUGGGAGGAUGCGGCGAUGAACUCCUCGGACUAUCCCGCGCCCCUCAAGGACGAGCUCCGCGCCAAGGCUGCGCCUUUGCCGCCUCCUGCUGUCAAGGAGGCGCCCGAGCCUGUCAAGAAACUCACGCGCAAGGCGGGCGAGGUCAAGAUGCCCAAGUGGCUACAGAAAGGCCUACUGAAGAAGAAGUAG